UCUCGGCUGGCCUACUUAACAGCAAAACAAGUAGGUGUUUACUGAAGUUGUGUUAUAAAACAGUCACUGGGCACCGACAUUUAAAAAACAAAAACUGGACAAUGGUCUCCGGCGGUGCAAUUCAGAUACCGAGCCGUCUCCCGUUGCUGCUGACCCACGAAGGAGUUCUUCUCCCGGGCUCCACGGUCAGGUUCAGCGUGGACUCCCCACGGAACAUGCACCUUGUCCGAGAGCGGCUGCUGAAGGGGACUUCGCUGAAAAGCACCAUCAUAGGGGUGAUUCCUAACACCAGAGACCCGGAGCACGACACCGACGACCUCCCCACGUUGCACAAAAUUGGUACAGCAGGGAUUGCAGUGCAGGUAGUGGGCAGUAACUGGCCCAAACCUCACUAUACCCUCCUCAUCACUGGACUGUGCCGAUUCAGUGUAUCGAGUCUGUUAAAAGAGCGACCCUUUGUCCUGGCAGAGGUGAAGCAGUUAGAUCAGUUGGAGCGGUAUACGACCCCACAAAGAGAUGCCACCGCAACAGAUGAUGGAGAGCUGGGGGAGCUGUCGGAGAAGUUCUACCAGGCUGCUGUACAGUUGUUAGGUAUGUUAGACAUGUCUGUUCCAGUCGUGGCCAAGUUCAGGCGCCUCUUGGACAGUCUGCCGAGGGAAACUCUACCUGACGUUGUUGCCUCGAUGAUCCGCACCUCAAACAAGGAGAAACUCCAGGUCCUGGAUGCAUUGAGUUUGGAAGAGCGCUUUAAGAAGGCCCUGCCCAUGCUGACCAGACAGAUAGAGGGACUAAAACUGCUGCAGAAAACCAGGAAGACGAGUCCUGAUAAUGAGAAGAGGGUGUUGGUGCGGAAAGGUACAGUGUUCCCAGGUCGACAGUUCAAUCUGGAUGAGGAGGAUGAAGAUGAUGAUGGUGAUGACACAGCAGCCUUGGAGAGGAAGGUUCAUGGGGCGAACAUGCCUGAAGCUGCCCUCAAAAUUUGCCUGAAAGAACUCAAAAGAUUGAAGAAGAUGCCUCAGUCAAUGCCUGAGUAUGCCCUGACCAGAAACUACUUGGACCUGAUGGUGGAGUUGCCAUGGAGCAAAAGCACCAAAG
Maylandia zebra (zebra mbuna) is the source of this 1095-nucleotide messenger RNA. Lineage: Eukaryota; Metazoa; Chordata; Actinopteri; Cichliformes; Cichlidae. The record is from RefSeq and is a predicted model, not a curated record.